This is a messenger RNA of Nematocida homosporus, 765 nucleotides long. RefSeq names its product triosephosphate isomerase (TIM). The coding region runs from base 1 to 765 and encodes 254 amino acids. Gene Ontology annotation, molecular function: triose-phosphate isomerase activity. Gene Ontology annotation, cellular component: cytosol. Gene Ontology annotation, biological process: glycolytic process; glyceraldehyde-3-phosphate biosynthetic process; glycerol catabolic process. The transcript has a single exon. Lineage: Eukaryota; Fungi; Microsporidia. The record is from RefSeq and is a predicted model, not a curated record.
AUGAGUGUAAUCUGUGUUGGUAAUUGGAAGAUGAAUGGUAGUUUAAGUUUAGUGGAGGAGAUAGGUUUAGGUUUGAAUGGAGAGAAGUUUAAAGGGGUGGAAGUGAUUGUGGCUCCGCCUUAUACGUUAUUAGGUCGGAUGCGGGAAGUUUUGGGUCGUGAGUAUCAAGUGGGUAGUCAGGGUGUUUGUGGGCUGGCGGCGGCUGGGGCUUAUACGGGUGGUAUUGGAGUGGAUUUGUUAGUGGAUGUAGGAGUAGAAUGGGUGAUUGUUGGGCAUUCUGAGCGGAAGUUGCACUUUAAGGAAGAGGAAGGAGAGAGUUUGGCGGGAGUACGGAUGGGAUUACGUCAUGGUUUGGGAGUGAUUUACUGUUUGGGAGAGACGGAGGAGGAACGAGCGAGUGGUCGGGCCUUGGAGGUUUUACGGGCGAAACUGAAUGGACUGGAGGAAGUACUGGUUAAUGAGGGAUUGAUUGAUUCGGUUGGGUUAGAAGUACGGUUGUAUGUGGCUUAUGAACCUAUUUGGGCGAUUGGAACGGGGAAGGUGCCUAGUAAGGAAGAGAUUAGUGAGGUAGUUGAGUUAAUUAGAGGGUUUGGCCGGGGGAAGUUUAAGACGGUUCUUUAUGGGGGUUCGGUCGGACUUAAGAACAUUAAGGAUUUAUUGAGUAUUCAAGGCUUAAAUGGGUUCUUGAUUGGAGGAGCAUCUUUAUCUUUGGAUUUUAUUGAGAUGGCUAAACUAUGCAGUCAAGUUGAUUUAAAGCAAGAUUGA